Molecule: messenger RNA, 1654 nt
Organism: Drosophila sulfurigaster albostrigata
Lineage: Eukaryota; Metazoa; Arthropoda; Insecta; Diptera; Drosophilidae
Gene: Idgf3
Product: chitinase-like protein Idgf3
Exons: 3
Coding region: 133-1461 (442 amino acids)
Biological process (GO): carbohydrate metabolic process; chitin catabolic process
Cellular component (GO): extracellular region
Molecular function (GO): chitin binding
Source: RefSeq, a predicted model, not a curated record
UUUAGUUUCGUUUUGUGCCUCGUUUCGUGCGGACGUCUUUAAUUGUGAUCUCGCUUCACAUCAUCACCUUUGUCACUCUAACGCUCUCUUGCGCUAUCGCUCUCGCUUUCACUCUCUCUCGCUCUCGCAAAAAUGCGCUCUCUUUGGCUCGGCUUCGGCAUGGCGCUCAGUGUUGUGUUGCUCUCAGCUCCACUGCAAGUGAGCGCUGGUCCAAAUUUAAUUUGCUAUUACGACUCUCGCGGCUUUCUGCGACAAGGUCUGGCUCAGUUUACAUUACCUGAUUUGGAGCUGGCACUGCAGUUUUGCACUCACGUGAUCUACGGUUAUGCGGGCAUUCAUCCGGAAACCUUUGAGAUGCAGAGCAUCAAUCGACCACUGGACUACGAUAAUCGUCACUUUGCCCAGGUCACACAGUUUAAGGAUAAGUAUCCCUACGUCAAGUUCUUGUUGAGCGUUGGCGGUGAUCGUGAUACUGAAUUUGAGGAGAAAUACGUCAAGCUACUGGAAUCCGGUGUGCAGGGACAAAGACGUUUCAUUGAAUCGGCCAAGGACUUGGUGCGUCGCUUCAACUUCGAUGGCCUCGAUUUGGCCUUCGAGUUGCCGCGCAAUAAGCCACGCAAGGUGCACUCCGAUGUGGGCAUGGCAUGGAAGAGUUUCAAGAAGUUCUUCACCGGUGAUUUCGUUGUGGACACCAAUGCCGAUACGCACAAAACCCAGAUGACUGAGCUGGUCUCUCAGCUGAGCAGCUCUCUCAAAGCCAACGAUCUGCUCCUCUCGCUCACUGUGCUGCCCAAUGUCAACUCCAGUUGGUAUUAUGAUGCACCUGCCAUCGCCACUAAGGUUGACUUUAUCAAUCUGGGCACCUUUGAUUUCCUGACACCCGCCCGCAACCCCGACGAAGCCGACUACACUGCUCCGCUCUACGAGAUCAACAGCGAUAAUCGUCUGCCCCACUACAGCGUCAACUUCCAGAUGGAGCAUUGGCUGCUUCAGCGCGUGCCGUCCAACAAGCUGAACAUUGGCAUUGCCACCUAUGGACGUGCCUGGAAACUGACUUUGGACUCGGACCAUGUAGACAAGCCUGUGGUAACGAACACUAAUGGUGAAGCGCCAGCUGGACCGCAAACAAAAACACCCGGAAUGCUCAACUGGGCGGAGAUCUGCAAGCUGCUGCCCAAUCCCAGCAACGUCAAUGGCAAAGGCGGCGAUGCGCCCAUCACACGUGUCCCCGAUCCCACGAAACGUCAUGGAAGUUUUGCAUAUCGUGUGGCGGAUUCGGAUGGCGCUCAUGGACUGUGGGUCAGCUUCGAUGAUCCCGAUACGGCAGGCAGCAAGGCACAAUAUGCGAAGGCCAAGAACCUGGGCGUCGCCCUCUUCGAUCUGACGCUGGACGAUUUCCGUGGCCAAUGCACCGGAGAUCGCUUCCCCAUGCUGCGUGCCAUCAAAUAUCGACUGCUCUAAAUACUCCUUACUCCUUACUCCUGACUCCCUCUAUCUCUAUCAUCCAGGGAGUGCAAGUAGUGUCUCUCCCUCUCCUUCGAUCUAUCUGUUUCGCUUGCAAAUUAAUUACAAAGUUGUAAACUAAAAUACACUGCAAAUUAAUUCAUUGGCCAUUAGGGAACUGCAAAACGCGUUGCUUGUUUCCCAUACUGAA